UUACCAAAAGCUUUUUUCAGGAAGCUGACGCGCGCUCACGUGAUUGAGAAUCCCUACAGAAAUGCGAGCCGCACGGGCGGGAAGAAAAGGAAAUUGAGCUUCCCGGUUUGCUCCAUAUGAGCUGAUUUUAUUUUAGUUGCAUACAUACGGCUGGGAAACUACAGCCAGAGCAUACUAGAUAAUGUGGGGUCUUAUUCCGCGCUUGUCGCGUUUGUCGUCGCUUGCGUAUUGCUCGCGACGGGCGGUAGCACGGCAAGAGAUAGCUAGAAGAUGGUGUGCGACGCACAGCGAUGGAGACAAAGAUCAGGUAGCUGCCGAGACUGAAGCGACUUUUAAGGAUCACCGACGGAUUGGACUUCAACAAGAGCUAUAUAUGAUUAACGAGCAUACCCCCGGCUCGAUAUUCCUGCUGCCGCACGGGACCAGGAUAUACAACCGCCUGCUGCUGUUCAUCAGAGCGCAGAUGAAGCAGUUCCGCUUCGACGAGGUGGUAAGUCCGAUAAUCUACAAACGAGCACUGUGGAACACGAGCGGACACUGGGAUAAGUACAAGGAAGAGAUGUUUGAGGUUAAGGGACGGAGCGAGGCCGACUCGGAGCAGUACGGACUGAAGCCGAUGAAUUGCCCGGGCCAUUGUCUGAUUUAUCGACAUAUUGAUCGGUCGUAUCGCGACCUGCCUAUUCGCUAUGCCGAUUUCUCCCCAUUGCAUAGAAACGAAUCGACUACUACAAUUACCGGCCUCACCCGCGUCCGCCGUUUCCACCAAGACGACGGCCACAUAUUCUGCCGCGUCGACCAAAUCAGCGUCGAAAUUCAACAAGCCCUAAAACUUAUCGACGAAGUCUACAAAGUCUUUGACGUGCCCUCCUACAGACUCCUUCUCUCAACCCGCCCGGAACAAUACAUCGGUUCGCUGGAAGACUGGGACCGCGCCGAAUCAGCCCUUCGCGAAGCGCUCGAUUUCUCCGCGCACGACUGGAAACUGAACGAGGGCGACGGCGCGUUCUACGGCCCCAAAAUCGACAUUCUUCUCAAGGACCAGAACGGGAAAGAACACCAAGCAGCCACGAUCCAGCUAGACUUCCAACUACCGCAGCGGUUCGAUCUCAAGUACAGAGGCGAGGACGACUCGACCGAGCACAGGCCGGUUAUGAUCCAUCGCGCGGUGUUUGGCUCGCUUGAACGGUUUCUUGCGAUCCUGAUGGAGCAAACGCAGGGAAAUUGGCCGCUGUGGAUCAGUCCGCGACAGGUGCUCGUUUUGCCAAUCACAGACCAGCACGCCGCGUACGCUGAAAAGGCACAGUCGAUCCUCUCGGGUCUGCCGCUGGGGGCGCCGACGCGGCUGCUGGAUAGUAACGCGGAGACGUUUUUUGUCGAUGUUGAUGAUCGGUCGGAGACGCUGGGGAAGCGGAUGAGAGAGGGUAUUCAGAAGGGGUAUACGUAUCUGGCUGUCAUUGGCGACAAGGAAGUCGAGAGCGGAACGAUUAGCUUGAAGAAGGCCAAGGGGGGAAAGAAGAGUAAGCAGAUGACGUUCACUCUUGAGGAAGCACGGAAGUUCUUGGAAGACGAGGUGGCGCAGUAUCAUUGAUGACAAUCUCUUCACUUUACACUCGUAAUUGUAUAUACAUUU
This is a messenger RNA of Myxozyma melibiosi, 1630 nucleotides long. RefSeq lists its product as uncharacterized. The coding region runs from base 182 to 1588 and encodes 468 amino acids. Gene Ontology annotation, biological process: mitochondrial threonyl-tRNA aminoacylation. Gene Ontology annotation, cellular component: cytoplasm. The record is from RefSeq and is a predicted model, not a curated record. Gene Ontology annotation, molecular function: ATP binding; threonine-tRNA ligase activity. Lineage: Eukaryota; Fungi; Ascomycota; Lipomycetes; Lipomycetales; Lipomycetaceae. The transcript has 2 exons.